This is a messenger RNA of Vicugna pacos (alpaca), 7508 nucleotides long. RefSeq names its product G protein subunit alpha transducin 3 (gene GNAT3). Lineage: Eukaryota; Metazoa; Chordata; Mammalia; Artiodactyla; Camelidae. Gene Ontology annotation, biological process: adenylate cyclase-modulating G protein-coupled receptor signaling pathway; phototransduction, visible light; sensory perception of sweet taste. Gene Ontology annotation, molecular function: GTP binding; GTPase activity; G protein-coupled receptor binding. The record is from RefSeq and is a predicted model, not a curated record. Gene Ontology annotation, cellular component: heterotrimeric G-protein complex; cytoplasm.
AGAGUGUUGGAGAGGAGGGAAUGGGCUGUCAGGGACGUCAGCAGAGCACUGCUUUUGCACCCUAUGUCCAAAUCAGAGCUCUGCUUGACAUUUUAAGAAGUUUGAGCAGAUACACUGACCAGUAUCUAACACUGCAAGAUGGGAAGUGGAAUUAGUUCUGAGGGCAAGGACUCAGCCAAAAGAUCCAAAGAACUAGAGAAAAAGCUUCAGGAAGAUGCUGAGCGAGAUGCAAGAACAGUAAAGUUGCUGUUAUUAGGAGCAGGAGAAUCUGGAAAAAGCACCAUCGUGAAACAAAUGAAGAUCAUCCAUAAAAAUGGUUACAGUGAACAAGAAUGCAUGGAGUUCAAAGCAGUAAUUUACAGUAAUACAUUGCAAUCCAUCCUAGCUAUUGUGAAAGCCAUGGCUACCCUUGGGAUUGAUUAUGUAAAUCCCAGAAGUGCAGAAGACCAACAACAACUUUAUGCGAUGGCAGAUACCCUGGAAGAUGGUGGUAUGACACCUGAACUGGCUGAGAUAAUAAAACGACUGUGGAGAGACCCAGGAAUUCAGGCCUGCUUUGAAAGGGCAUCUGAAUAUCAGCUCAACGACUCAGCAGCUUACUACCUGAAUGAUUUGGACAGAAUAGCAGCUCCUGGAUAUGUCCCAAAUGAGCAAGACGUUCUGCAUUCUCGAGUGAAAACUACUGGAAUCAUUGAAACUCAGUUCUCCUUUAAAGAUCUGCAUUUCAGAAUGUUUGAUGUAGGUGGACAGAGAUCUGAGAGAAAGAAAUGGAUCCACUGCUUUGAAGGAGUCACAUGCAUUAUAUUUUGUGCCGCACUCAGUGCCUAUGACAUGGUCCUGGUGGAAGAUGAAGAGGUGAACAGAAUGCAUGAAAGCCUUCACCUGUUCAACAGUAUCUGCAAUCACAAGUACUUUGCAACCACCUCCAUUGUCCUGUUUCUCAAUAAAAAAGAUCUCUUUCAAGAAAAAGUAACCAAAGUUCAUCUCAGUAUCUGCUUUCCAGAGUACACUGGGCCAAAUACAUUUGAAGAUGCAGGGAAUUACAUCAAGAACCAGUUUCUAGACCUGAAUUUAAAAAAAGAAGAUAAGGAAAUUUAUUCCCACAUGACCUGUGCUACAGAUACUCAAAAUGUCAAGUUUGUGUUUGAUGCAGUUACAGACAUAAUAAUCAAAGAGAAUCUGAAAGACUGUGGGCUUUUCUGAUCAAUCCUUUUUUCUUCUGCACUUGCUCACGUACACUUGUCAAGAUAUAAAAAAGUGCUGUGUGAUGUGUCUAGUUUUAAGAGAUAUUAACUUAUGUAGAAAUAUAACUAGUGUUAUAAGGCAAAAACUUGUCCAUACAAAAACUUUAAUAUAUUGUCACCUAUAUGUGGAUACAUUUCUAUUUCUCUGGGACAUUGAGGAUGGGGGUUCCUUGAUGCCUUUGGGUCUGAAAGCUGAUGUGUUUUGGUAAUUCUCUAACAAUACAUUUCAGUGACACUGAAUUUGCUUGGAAGUCAAUUCUGCACUGUGGCCUACUUGUAAUGAUAGGGCAAAGGAAAAAAAGCAAAUUUCUCCAUGUUAUUUCCACUGGCCAGAUUCUGAGAGGCAUUCAUCUCUGCUAAUAAUGUAAUCGUGCCUGUACUGUAGAAACUAUUCAAAGAUGAUAUAUGUGGGGUAUUCUGUUGGUCAAUUACUCCUAUUCAGCUAGCUGCAAAUGAAGUUUUCACUAUACAUACAUAUACCUGUUGGUGGAAAAUUAUACAUGCAAGAGAAAUGCGUGCAAUUUUAUUACUUUUCCCUAGGAAAAAAACCAUUGAUGCAGAAUUUACCUUUAGAAUUGAGGAUUUCAAUAAUACAUUCUUUGCACCAAUCUCAUUGAAAACAGGAGUCAUCUAUGGUCAAGAAUACAGUGUAAAGCUGUUCAAGUGGAACAAUAGUCCUCAAUGGAGUACCCAUUUCCCACAUUUUAUUCCAGAGCAGCGUGGAACAUGAUCACAAUUGAUGGAUGGAGACAAUAAUUCUAAACCUCAAGAGAAGAAGUAAUUCAAUGUCUUAGCACUAGUAUGUUAUGGUUUUGUGAGUAAGAGGUAGGAAGUAAGAGUGAGUAAUUAAGAGUUUUUUUUAUAAGAAACAUUGACCUUCUUGUCAGUAGUGUAUGGUCCUUUCUAAAAGUUCCAUGGUAUGCAAAUAGUCAAAGCCGACUUUUUAAAAGCUAAUCUGGUGCCUUACAAACAAAACUGUAUUAUUUAUGAACAGAAAAGAUGAGUUUUUUUUUUUUUCAAAGUGAGCACCAUUUACACCAUACACUUUUUAAGCAUGUCUGAUAUUGUUUACCCUCUACCCUUGUACAAGGUGAUGUAUAGGUCGGAAUAAUAGGUUAGUGUAAAAGAUUUAUAACUAUUCUGAAAAGAGAGCUAAUUAGAUUUUCAUAACUAGAUGAGAUAAAGGGAAUAUAAAUUAAGCAAUCUGCCAAGCUGUAGCCCAAGUGGAUGUAGGUAGCCCUGUCUCAGUGUCACUACUUCAUUGUUUUAUAAUGCAUUUCCAUUCUAAACAUGUAAGAAUGAUCAUUAUUCAAUAAGUAACCUUGACUUGAGUGUUUCUGGUUUCAUUUUCAAAAACACAAAGGAGUUAUCAACAAACACAAUCAAAUAAAAAUGUUAUAGUAAGAAAAAUUAAUUUGAAAUUCGUUUUCAAAAUAUGUUAAGGAGUCUAGAAUAGUAAGGACAAAAAAAAGCAAGAGAAAAUAUUUAGUUUAGGCAUUCAAUGAAAUUUUCUGCUAAGGACCAUAAUUUACAUGUCAACAAGCCAACAUUUUGCUGGGAGCUAUUCAAUGCUUUCAGAUUUUAAAUUAACAUUACAAAUGCUAUCAUUUCAUCCAAUGCUUUGUCUUUUUAUUCUCCUACUCUAACCUACUUUUCUCCAUCAGUGUGAAGAGAAUGUUCUAGAAAUAAUUUAUUUUGAAAUAUUACUAUUACUAUAAUUUAGAUUUUGACUCUGACUUGACUUUAGGGUUUCUCUAUUAGAUAACGUAGAAAGGGUGGGGUCAGAAAUAGCUUAUCUUUUAAAAAUACACAACUCAUCUCAAUCUGUGCAAAAAAUUGACAGGCAUCAAUAUUUAUUUAUGAAAUUUUGUUCUAUGAGAAUUGUAAAAAAUACAUUAAAUGACCAAACUAAAAUUAGAGGUUAGUUUGGAUUACUUAAAAAAAAAAACUGUCAAAUUUUUUUCCAAUGCUAUAAUUGCAAUUUUAAAAACUUUUCUUCACAAUCAAAAAUAGUUGCUGUGCUACACAAUAAAUUUUAAUUAAGAGAAAAUUUUAGUAGAGAAAAUAAAUGUUUCUAUUAUGUCUUUAAUGAUUAUGUUCCUCAAAAUUGAGUCUAUUUCUGAUUUUACUUUUAUAAUUUAUUAAUUAAAAAAAAGGUUGGAGUGGAUAUACAGCAUUUGGGACUAAUUAAAGAAAGCAACAAAAUGGAAAAUACAGGAAGCUAUAUUUCAGCUGGAAGAAACUCACACUGACACCAGAAAUGUUAAAUUUGGUUAGAGUUGAAACAUGCAUUUCAAUUAAAAAUUCAAGCUUUUAAUUGUACAGAGCGUGUUGCUACUUUUAUAGUAUCUCAAGGAAGCAGUCUUUGUCAUUCAAAGCUCAAAUGUGGUUAUACUGUUAUUUUCCUUUUCUGUUAUUUGAGAUUUCUCUUCCUGACUCAGAGUGUUCUGCAGUCCUGCUUGCCUUAGAUUUUUAACACUCCCAACUCAUUCAUUUCUAAGGUUUGUCCAGUAGUAGACACAGUGUACCACCUCAGAGAUCUGGUACAGGCUUACAUCUAAUGGGAUCACUAACAACUUAGUCCUUGCAGAGUUUUUCCAGAAGCACGAACUGAUCAAAGGAUAAGUCUUCGCAUCUUGGGACUAGCGACUAGAGAGUUAAAUGAAGAAGAGUAUUAACUGGGUAAUAUCUUUGUGUCAAAGUACAAAAGUUGGCAACUCUACAAAGGAGCUCUAUGGAAAGGUCGUUUCAAAUUCUGUGAAAUCUAUAACAUACAUUAUAGAGAUUCAAUAUCCUACUGAUUCAAAAUUUAUAAACAAGUAAUAGUUUUUACGUAUAUCACACAAAUGGGCAAACUACCUUUUCAGGCCAUGGUCCUGUCCUUAUACAAAUUUUCGUACUUGAUCCACUGUCCUCUUGAAAGACAAAAUGUAUUUUCAAAUACUUGCAGAGUCACUCAGGCUUGACUUAAUCAAGUACUAUGUACACAAGGAAAAACUAAAUCUUCUGUGUUGAUUUAUGUGCUUUUACUGUGUCACACCACUUCAGAAUCAGAGGUAGCUGACCACCUGUAUCUAUUAAAAAUAAAUAUUUGUAAAAACUAUAGGAGAAAUUGUGAAUCCUCUAACUUAGAACAACUUAAAAAAUAAGAAAGACAACCCUCUGCCUGGGAUGAAGGAAUUCACUAGAGAAUGUAACCAGCUAAGGCCCUCUUUCCAUUUUUCCUUUUCUACAUUUUUAUACACUUGCCUCUAGCCACUUGGGGGCACACUUACAUCAUGUGUUCUAUCCAAAUGCUCAAACAUAAUACAUUUGGAUUAUUAAUAACUUUAAUGACACAGGUAAUAAAAUCCUAUUAAGAAUUAUAGUUCAUUUUGUGCUUCCAGCUCUGUGGUACAUGAAAAUGUUCUCAUAGUCAUUAUACGCACUAUUUUAGUCAAAUUUGUGAGUAACGCAGCUGUUGAAACAGUUCCAAAUUUGUUUGGUGUUAUUCAUUUAGUCUCUUCAAUGUUUUUAUUUUUUACCAUUUUCAAACUGAUGUUUAAAUCUAAGUGACAACUCAUUUUGUAAACGGUGCUUUUCCAUUAAUCUGUAUUGUGUGUUAAAUCUUGAUUAGCUUAUGGUGAAAGGGAGAAUCGUUUGCAUGUCUAACAGUUACAUUUUGUGAAUAUUUAUCAAUUGGCAACUGAUUAAUAUAUAUCUUUUUAGCAAAUCAAAGUAAAAUUUCAUUCAGCUUUAAUAUUAGCCAUUCCAGUAUUCUGUUUAUUUCACUGUUUCCAUAACCACUAUCCCACCAAAUCAAGAGGAAAAUGAAUGCUCUGUGACAUUUUGCUAUUACCAGUACUGCUGCUGCCAACAGAUAUUUAGUUAGUAAUAGUACAAUUAUUAUUUUAAGCCACACUUGUCACAGGGGUUAAGAAAUAAAUGCAGUCACUUGAAAGAAAAAGGAAAUAAAAAGACCUUAAUUUACUUCACAGGGACAGUAAUGGCCCUCUAAUUAUUACACCUUUCAGGUAAAGAAUAAUAUAUGAAACACACAAGUACAUUGAUUAUUUUAUUUGAUAGACAUUCCUACUUUCUAAAUUGGUCAGAUUCAAACAAAAUCUAGCAUAUAUAUCAUAGAAAAGUAUGUUUUCCAAUGCAUAUUGCUGUUAAUUUUUUUCUGAAUAAGAAAACUGGUCAAAUAUUAAAUGCCAUUGUAAUAUCAAAACCAACAGAAAGUGUUUCUGCCUUCACAUAUUAAAAGCCUUACAUUGAAGAAAAUAUUACAUAAUUGUACUUAAGGUUAGCAUAAGAAAAUUUAGCAUAAAAGUACCCAUGCAGAAAGGCAAAGAAAAAGAUGAUCUACCCUAUGAUUAUCUUAUCUGGUUAAAAUCCAAAUAUUUCAUUACAUUUUAAAAAUGGUGAUGUACAAAUGUACAUUUAUAUGUAGCACAAGUUAGGUGAUCAUUUACCAGCAAAAGAAACAAUUUUAUCUGCCUUAGAGUCAAGUUAUGCAUUAUAGUGAGUCCACACGUGUUUAGUCUCUACUAUAUUCAAGAAACAACUGUGUCACUUUUUAUUCUUAUAUGUGAUGUGCUCUGCAAUUAUACCUGUAACAGGGCAGCAUAAUCAUCUCUACCUUUUGAAUCAAAAGGUAGAACAUUUUAUUAAAAAUAUAUAAACCAUAUAUAUUACAUCCAAAACAGACACAAAUGCAUACUUUUUUCCGUAAUUCUGUUCUUUGGUAAGUAUACAAGUACUGCUUCAUAAUCUAAAGCAGUCACCACACUGUUUUGCUACAAAACAGAAGUGGAAGUACCUAAGCUGGACCACCGUACAUGGACAGUUUCGUUAAAUUCGAGAGAUUCCAACAGCAAAUUACUCACAAGGUAUUUCAUCGUGAAUCUGUGACAAAAAGCUCUCCUAAACUACAUUUUCCCCCAAGAACAGGUGACAUGGUCACUGCAGAGAACUCUGGGCUGUGCUUGAGAACUCACAUUGAAAUCUCAGUUCUAUCACCAACCAUCCCCUCUGUGGGACAACAUGCAAGUGUUAAUUUUUUCCAGGUGGCUACUUUUCUUAUCUAUAGAUGAACAGAGUAGAUUAAACAAUCACCAGAAACCAAUACAGCCUGAGCUUCGGAGUCAGCACUGUCUUUGAACAUUGAUAUUAGACUAAGCUUGUCUUAACUGCUUUAUUAAAAGAAAAUAAAAAAAUAGGAAGAGGAAUGAUAUAUAAAGGACUUUUAAUUAACACUUAAAAUGUGACUAAUGAAACUGGUGACUUCAUUUGUUUUAAAUUGAGGGCUUAGAAGUGUUAUUUAUUCCUGGGAAGAACAUCUAGCACCCAGCACUGCCCCUAGUAAAGACUUCACAAGGGCAUCACGCAUCCUUCACCUAGAGUGAUCAUCCUUUGCCAGCCAAGAGGAAAAAUGCAUUGAUUCAUGUAAAAAAAAAUUAUUAACGACUAAAGUGACAACUUGUAAAGUUACCAAACGCUUAAUUUUAUACUUAAAAUGGAUGAAUAUAUAAAUUAUUUCUCAAAUCAGAGUAGUAAUGAUACAGAUGAUUUUUAAAAGGAAUAAUAUGCUACUCAUCCUUCCCCAUAGUAUUUUAUGUAUGUAGUGGGAUUAAUAAGUAUUUAAUAAAUUAAUAAGCAAUGCAGUCAUAUUUCCUAUAAUGACCUUUCCACCUGAAACAGAAAUGUUCCAAACUCCAGUACCCCUGUCUAGCUAGGUCCACCCACCCUGCACAGUUGGUGGCCUAAAAAUAAAUUAACUUUACUUUUUAAAAAGUCCAGAAAAAACUGAGAGAGAACUGAGAGUGUUCUCAUGCUAACGUACAGUUUCAGGGUAAGUCCCAAUGCUCAGGGCAUAUGGUUCUGUCCCUCACGUAGAAGGUCCUUUGCUCUUGCCGUUUCCUAGUCAGGACUGCCCCUCCCACACAUACUCUGUGACUUAAUGGCUCCUACUUAUCUUCAAAUUUUAAAUCAGUGUUCACGUCUCUAGACAGGGGUUCCCAGAUCUCAUAGAUAGAAGCUCACCUGCUUCAUCCUUUACAGCUCUUUAUUAUAAUCUUACUCUUUAUGACUCAUUGAUGUUUACAAUGAAAUAAUGUGAUCAGACAAUGUGAUUGUCUGGUUUAUAUUUGUUUCUCCACUUUACUGUUAGUUUCCUGAGGGUAGAGCCCUUCUGUGGGUUUUCCAUAGUUGUCUUUGAGGCAAGGAGGAACUUAAAGAAUAUUAGUGAAUUAAUGAACCAAUAAACCAAUGACUGUUUACCAA